This is a messenger RNA of Danio rerio (zebrafish), 1554 nucleotides long. The record is from RefSeq and is a predicted model, not a curated record. Lineage: Eukaryota; Metazoa; Chordata; Actinopteri; Cypriniformes; Danionidae.
UUCUGUACUGAUAACAAUCUGGUUACUCUGUUGUUACUAGGAAUUUUACUUGAUAUAAAUUAGGAGAAAAGUAAACCGUUAUAAUUGGUUCAUUCUGCAUAUGUUGAUCUUGACUGACUGUUUAGUGAGUGUUAUUAGUCUGAGGUACAUCAAUAUUAUCAGAGCUGCUGAAAUCCUCUUGAUUUCAUGUCAAUAGUUCCUGUUUCCUCUUUCAUUAUACUGUUGUCUUUAGAUCAUUUUAAGUUAAUUUUAAUGGCAUCAGCUGACUUGAGGAACAUAGUUAAUCUCACACUGCAUCACAUACAAGAUAUAACAUCAUAAUAUGAUUUAUUUAAUCAAUCAGUAUACAGUUUUUCAGAUUUCUCUGUUUGUUCUCCUGAAGCUCUGCCGCCAUCAGUGAAAGACAAAGACAGAGUUUAUUGAAGGACAGUGAGAAGAUGAGUGAUCCAGAACCCUGCAGAAUUAAACAGGAGGAGACUGAAGAACUAAUAGACGUGAUUGUGAAGAAGGAGAGUGAAGAACUGAGUGAAGAUGAGGAGAAACAUGUCAAAAGUGAAGAAAACACUCACUCAAAGACCGAACAUAGUUCUACAGCUGUAAAUGGUUUCACCUGCACUCAGUGUGGAAAGAGUUACAGGCACAAAAAUAGACUGAAGCUUCAUAUGAUGCUUCACACUGGUGAGAAACCCUACAAGUGUUCACACUGCGGCAAAGCGUUCAGAUAUUCGGUAAAUCUGAAUACACAUGCAAGGAUUCACACUGGAGAGAAUCCAUUCACGUGUACUCAGUGUGGGAAGAGCUUCAGAAGUUCAUCAUCCCUUUAUCAACACGUGCUGAUCCACACUGGAGAGAAAUCACACAGGUGUGAUCAGUGCGGCAAAACAUUUUUGAGGCCUGCAGAGCUGAAGAGCCAUCUCAGAGUUCAUAUAAUGGAGAAGCCUUAUUCGUGUUCUGAGUGUGGGAGGAGUUUUGCAUGGCUGUCAUGUUUAAAAUCGCAUCAAAAGCUCCACACCGGUGUGAGAGAGUUUGUGUGCUUUGAGUGUGGGAAGAGUUUCAUUAUAGCUAGAGAAUUGAAAAUACACCAGAGGAUCCACACAGGAGAGAAACCGUACAAGUGUUCACACUGCGACAAGACAUUCAUACGUAUUGGACAUCUGAAAUCACAUGAGAGGAUUCACACUGGAGAGAGACCGUACACGUGUACUCAGUGUGGGAAGAGUUUUAGUGUUUCAUCAUCCCUUAAUUCACACAUGCUGAUCCACACUGGAGAGAAGCCGUUCACAUGUACUCAGUGUGGGAGGAGUUUCAGACACUCAACAACCCUUAAUUCACACAUGCUGAUCCACUCUGGAGAGAAAACACACAAAUGCGAUCAAUGCAGUAAGACUUAUUUAAGGCCUUAUGAACUGAAGGCUCAUCUCAGAGUUCAUGCAAAGGAGAAGCCUUAGGGCCUACUCACACUAUGCUAUCCAAACCGUGCCCAGGCCUGUUUCCCGGAUCGUUUGAGAAAUGUGAGUGCGCUGAAUCGGGCUCAAGCACGGUUCACUUGGCCGG